AUGCUUCUCAAACGCGCCAUCUAUUUUCCGCUCGUCAAACGCGUCAAGAAGAUCCGCAAACAUUUGUGGACGAUCGACGCGCCGACGUUAACGGCGUGCGCCGGUAAAGCACAACCAAAAAAGGGAACCCAGUACGUUCGCCUCGGACCAUUCAAUUUCAACUAUCGCGCUCACGUCGUCAAAUUGCCGAUGUUGCGCGAGGGACGCGUCGGCAAACGCGACGUCAUCGUCAAGGGCAAACGCGUGUGGACCAUCUACUACAAAAUCGCCAACGAUGAGUUCCACGUGCGUCUCGUCGCCCAAUAA
Messenger RNA from Caenorhabditis bovis, 306 nucleotides. NCBI's taxonomy places the organism in Eukaryota, Metazoa, Nematoda, Chromadorea, Rhabditida, Rhabditidae. The record is from the annotation of a GenBank genome assembly.